AUUCAAGCUAUAAUUUACCAAACUCGCCACCUCACUUUCAACCAAUACGUCCACGCCCACUCACUACAACAUGGCCGCCCAAACCACCAACAAACCCGACGUGGACCCCUCCGUUACAUCUGCCUGGCAGACAUCAGAUGUUGCACAACGUUACAAGGCCAUUGAGAGUGCGACACGGCCUUUCGCUAAAAUUAUGUUUGAGGUCGCCGAACGACUUACAACGCUCAAAUCUACUCCAGUGAACAUCUUCGAUCUUGGAUGCGGUACAGGUGCGGUGGAGGCGGAGAUUUACGCAGCCGUGCCGAGGGCGCAAUGGUCGGAUUUACAAGUGCUAGCCGGCGACAUCAGUCAACCUAUGCUGAGCUAUCUCAAGCAGAGGGGCGAAGAGGAAGGGUGGAGCGGGUUGGAAACCAAGGUCGUGGACGGCACGAAACUCGACGAGAGUGACGUGGGUGAACAGUUCACGCACAUCUUCGUCGGCUUCGCUAUCUUUGUCUUGCCGCCUGAUACCCUCACGAAGCUUACGGAGAAAUUGCAAGCCGGAGGCACGCUGGCGAUCAGUACGUGGGCGACCCUCCCCUGGUACUCUUUCCUCGCCCGCACGUAUGCGAAUAUAUCCAACGGCCCCGAACUACCGAGUCAGGCGCAGCUUUGGAAGAGUAUGUCGAACGGACGCCCCUGGGGCGACGUGUCCUUCCUGAAGCAACAGCUCGAAGAGGCGGGACUUCAGAAGGUCGAGAUCACGCAGAAGAAGUUUCAUUUGGAGUGUGGGACGCCAGAUGUUUGCAUGACGACAAUGGAAUUCGUACUGGGGAUGUUAAGUAAGCAAUGGCCGGAGGAGAAGAGGGAGGGGUGGGCGAAGGAGGUGGCGGAGAAGAUGAAGGAGGUUUUUGUGCAGGAGGCGGGUGGGGAGGGGGAGAACGUGUACAUGGACUUUGAGGGGAUUGUUACGGUGGGGUUGAAGGGGCAGUGAACGUUGGAAGACCCGAAGCGAGACUUGAGCGGUCAGCGUUAGUCCGAAUCGAGGCAGAGAGGUGGGAGACAGCAAUGAUCGUAAGAAGAUGUGGUUGGGUAUUUCCUCAAUAGUAGCCGCAAAUGCAUCAAUGCCCU
Molecule: messenger RNA, 1110 nt
Organism: Macroventuria anomochaeta
Lineage: Eukaryota; Fungi; Ascomycota; Dothideomycetes; Pleosporales; Didymellaceae
Product: S-adenosyl-L-methionine-dependent methyltransferase
Exons: 1
Coding region: 71-973 (300 amino acids)
Source: RefSeq, a predicted model, not a curated record